UAAUAUUUAUUAUGGGUUUUAUGCAGCAGACAGCUCACCAUGACUCAGCACUGGCUUUCGUUCCUUUCUUUGUCCCUCCCAUUAGUUCAAUAACGAGGCUCGGUCCGACUUCCUGCUUAUGGAGGUAUUAGUACAUUUCUCUCGGAUGCAGGCGUCUUAUCUUACAUUUCGUCUCCCGGUCUCACUCGUUUGCGUUCUCCGGCGGAGAAUGGCGUCGGACGCCGUUACCCGUUUCGACUUUCUGGUAAUAGGAGGUGGUUCCGGGGGGUUGGCCGGUGCCCGAAGGGCAGCCGAACUCGGUGCCACCUGCGCCGUGAUCGAAAAUAACAGACUUGGAGGUACUUGCGUAAAUGUUGGCUGUGUUCCUAAGAAGGUGAUGUGGAAUACAUCGGUUCAUGCUGAAUAUCUUCAUGAUCAUGCAGACUACGGCUUUGAGGGAGCACAAGCACACUUCAGCUGGCAACUGAUUAAAAACAAAAGAGAUGCUUACGUUAGUCAUCUGAAUCAGAUUUACCGGAACAAUCUUGAUAAGGCCAGAAUUCAGACCAUUCAAGGCAAUGCCCGGUUUACUGAUGACCCAGAGCCCACUGUUGAAGUCAGUGGAAAGAAAUACACAGCACCACAUAUCCUAAUUGCCACUGGUGGACAUCCAUCAACAGUUAGUGAUGAAGAUGUCCCAGGUGCUAGUCUUGGCAUCACCAGCGAUGGGUUUUUUGAACUUGAAUCGUGUCCUAGACAUAGCGUUCUUGUAGGGGCAGGAUAUAUUGCUGUGGAAAUGGCUGGAAUACUGUCCUCUCUGGGAUCCAAAACAUCCCUUAUCAUCCGUCAUGAUGGGGUACUAAGAAAUUUUGAUGCUUUGAUAAGUUCAAAUUGCACCAAAGAAUUGGAAAACAGUGGUAUUGACUUAUGGAGGAACACUCAGGUAAAGUCAGUGCAGAAAACGGAACAGGGUCUAAAUAUCACACUAGGCACAAAAGAUGUUAAAGAUAAGGAUGCAAAGGAGAAGACUGACAGGAUUCAGGGAGUGGACUGUCUGUUAUGGGCCAUUGGAAGAGAGCCCAACACCGCUGGCCUCAAUCUCAGUCAGAUGGGUGUGAAGCUUGAUCCAAAGGGUUGCAUUGUGGUGGAUGAAUUCCAAAACACUACACGCCAGGGCAUCUAUGCACUUGGCGAUGUGUGUGGGAAGGCUCUCCUGACACCUGUUGCCAUUGCAGCUGGCCGAAAACUUGCACAUCGACUGUUUGAGGGAAAAGCAGAAUCUAAAUUAGAUUACACCAACAUUCCUACUGUUGUUUUUACCCACCCACCUAUUGGCACCAUUGGACUAACUGAAGAUGAGGCUAUCAGAAGCUGGGGAAAGACAAGUGUGAAGGCUUAUACCACUUCAUUCACGCCAAUGUACUAUACCAUCACAUCACGCAAGACCAAAUGUGUCAUGAAACUGGUGUGUGUAGGAAAGGAAGAGAAGGUAGUUGGCCUUCACAUGCAGGGUCCGGGCUGUGAUGAAAUGCUUCAGGGAUUUGCUGUGGCCAUCAAGAUGGGUGCCACAAAAGCAGACUUUGACAACACUAUUGCCAUUCACCCUACAUCUUCAGAAGAGCUAGUCACGAUGCGUUAACCAAAUUCAGUUUUUAGUUUGAGUCCACAUCAAGCUUAGGCUAUCCUAAAUGUAGGGGGUAGUGGUAGCCAAGAUGGCAAUGACAAGUUCAGAAUGAAUAUCAGGUUGUAUAGGUUGGAAGUUUAAGAUUUGUUUGUGUUGACUCAGUACAUUGUGUUUAUUUGGCUGCAAGUUAAGUAAAAUUUAGAGUAUGUGAAAAGGACAAGAAUGUGCCAAUAGUUGUUUCUGCACCUGAUUCAUAUCCUCUUCAUUCCUCAUUUACACACUUAGAAUUAAACAAUUAAGAGCAUUUGGGAAGGAGACAUAAGGAACCAGUAUUAUAAAGCAGCCCAAAUGGUUUAUUUAUGCUGAUUUAAUGGGAUGUGAGUCAAUAUUGUUAAUUCAUGGAGGAACAAAAUUGAAUUAAAUCAAGGUAACAUCAAAUUAGCAUUACACCUGUAAAAUUUGAUGUAAAACACCCAUUUGUGCAUCAUCGCAAUUUGCAGUAACCAAGAUCAUGAUAUGUAGUAAUAGUUGUUUAAAAAAUCUAAAAAGGUCUGUCUGCAUUUUA
Messenger RNA from Electrophorus electricus (electric eel), 2168 nucleotides. RefSeq names its product glutathione reductase (gene gsr). Lineage: Eukaryota; Metazoa; Chordata; Actinopteri; Gymnotiformes; Gymnotidae. Gene Ontology annotation, molecular function: flavin adenine dinucleotide binding; NADP binding; glutathione-disulfide reductase (NADPH) activity. The record is from RefSeq and is a predicted model, not a curated record. Gene Ontology annotation, biological process: cellular response to oxidative stress; cell redox homeostasis; glutathione metabolic process. Gene Ontology annotation, cellular component: cytosol; mitochondrion.